Messenger RNA from Brachypodium distachyon (stiff brome), 1061 nucleotides. RefSeq lists its product as uncharacterized. The record is from RefSeq and is a predicted model, not a curated record. The coding region runs from base 151 to 795 and encodes 214 amino acids. The transcript has 5 exons. Lineage: Eukaryota; Viridiplantae; Streptophyta; Magnoliopsida; Poales; Poaceae.
GUCAGGGCUCCGGCUCAGAAUCCAACGACACGAAACAAACACACCGCUCGCUCGCUCGCUUCCUUCCUCCUCUCUCCAACCUCCGUAUCCCCCCUACCUUCCCCUACCACCGCCCCGCCUCCUACCCCGAAGAAGCGGCGGCGAUCGACGAUGGUGGUGGCCACGGAGGAAAUGGCGGUCUACUGCUUCGACACCCUCGUCGCCUACUACGACGGCGCGCAGCCGCCGCCGCCCGCCUUCGAGGAGGGCGUCCACCCACUAUUUGUGACCUGGAAGAAGGCCACUAAUGGUUCGGAACCACGCCUCCGGGGAUGCAUCGGAACCUUAGAGCCCCGUCAGAUUGUCAGUGGCUUCAAGGAUUAUGCGCUCGUGAGUGCCCUGAGGGAUCGUCGCUUUCCACCAAUACAGUCGAAAGAACUGCCACAUUUGGAGUGCACAGUAUCUAUAUUGACUGAAUACGAACCUGCACUCAACCACCUUGAUUGGGAGGUUGGAAAGCAUGGCUUAAUUAUUGAGUUCACCGAUCCAGACUAUAAUGUAAGACGCAGUGCAACUUAUUUACCUGAGGUUGCUGCCCAUGAAGGAUGGACACAACUAGAGGCUAUUGACUCGCUCAUGAGGAAGGCAGGCUACAAUGGCACCAUCACUGAGUCCUUGAGGAAUAAAAUUCGCGUCACCCGCUACCAGAGCAGCCUGUACACCAUGCAAUAUGGCGAAUAUACUGCAUAUGUCAAGAAAAACAGAGAUGAAAUUAAUGGGGCGCCCGUAGUUAAUGGCUUCAAACCAGGCCAUUGAUUUAUCUGUAUUCCAGCAGGUAAUGCAACUAUUUAUGAUUUGUCAUGGAGUCAGGGUGAGAAAUUAUUUGAAAAAUUCAACCCUAGUCAUUGCUACGCCAUCGUUUCAUUUCAUUCCAUGAAAUGUGUGGGGGGCAUGUAACUUGCCCCAUAACAUCACGUCAUUCUGGGACAAAUGAUGAUGGUUAUGUAUCUGUAGACCUAUGUGCUUCAAUAACAAAUGAUUUCGUGACAAUUAAUUGAUUCAAGUGGGGCAUUCACAUGUAA